AUGGCAACCGUGCGCCUCCUCCGCCCCGCAACCAAUUGCCUCCGAGCAAUCCCCUCCACCACUCGCACAUAUGCCUCCGCCGCCAGCAAAACCUCCCCCUUCGCCCCGCGCCACCUCCUCUCCAUUGCAGACCUCACGCCACAAGAACUCGUCACCCUCGUCCGUAAUGCCGCCGCACACAAAACCGCCAUCAAAUCCGGCGAAACCUCCCCUGCUCUAAGCAAUGCCUUGCUCGGCCAAACCAUUGCCCUCAUGUUCACCAAACGGUCGACCCGCACUCGUGUUAGCACAGAAGGUGCUAUUGCCCGAUUAGGGGGACACGCUAUGUUCCUCGGCUCGCAGGAUAUUCAACUCGGCGUCAAUGAAACCCUUUACGAUACCUCUGUCGUUAUCUCAAGCAUGGUCUCUGGAAUCGUAGCGCGAGUCAACCAGCACGCUGAAGUUGCUGAUCUAGCGCAACACAGCUCUGUUCCUGUCAUAAACGCCCUCUCCGACCUCUAUCAUCCUAUGCAAACUCUCGCAGACUUUUUGACGAUUCACGAGGCCUUCCCUACCAAUCAGACUAUGCCUUCAACCAAUCUGAGUUUGGGAUUGGAAGGGUUGAAGAUUGCCUGGGUAGGCGACGCGAAUAACGUGCUCUUCGACCUCGCCAUUGGCGCCGCGAAACUCGGCGUUCACGUCUCCGUCGCCACGCCACCAGGCUACGGCAUUCCAGAUACCAUGCGAAAGACCAUCGCAGCCUCCGCUCCCUCGCAGUCCCCCCUCUCCCUUACAGAAACAAACGUACCCGAAGAAGCAGUCAAAGACGCAGACAUCAUUGUCACAGACACGUGGGUGAGCAUGGGACAGGAAGAGGAGAAGCAGAAGCGGCUCAAGGCCUUUGCGGGGUUUCAAGUCACGCAUGAUCUGGCAAAGAGAGGGGGUGCGAAGGAGGGAUGGAAGUUUAUGCAUUGCUUGCCGCGACACCCGGAGGAGGUGAGCGAUGAGGUUUUUUACAGUCCCGCGAGUCUGGUGUUUCAGGAGGCGGAGAAUCGGCUUUGGAGUGCGCUUGCGGCGCUCGAGGGGUUUGUGGUGAACAAGGGCAAGAUCGUGUGA
This is a messenger RNA of Neohortaea acidophila, 1095 nucleotides long. RefSeq names its product Aspartate/ornithine carbamoyltransferase. Gene Ontology annotation, cellular component: mitochondrion. The coding region runs from base 1 to 1095 and encodes 364 amino acids. Gene Ontology annotation, molecular function: amino acid binding; ornithine carbamoyltransferase activity. Gene Ontology annotation, biological process: L-citrulline biosynthetic process. The transcript has a single exon. NCBI's taxonomy places the organism in Eukaryota, Fungi, Ascomycota, Dothideomycetes, Mycosphaerellales, Teratosphaeriaceae. The record is from RefSeq and is a predicted model, not a curated record.